This is a messenger RNA of Hypanus sabinus (Atlantic stingray), 2642 nucleotides long. It is a transcript of the gene wdr46, whose product is annotated as WD repeat domain 46. Gene Ontology annotation, biological process: maturation of SSU-rRNA from tricistronic rRNA transcript (SSU-rRNA, 5.8S rRNA, LSU-rRNA). Gene Ontology annotation, molecular function: protein binding. The coding region runs from base 547 to 2448 and encodes 633 amino acids. The transcript is spliced from 16 exons. Lineage: Eukaryota; Metazoa; Chordata; Chondrichthyes; Myliobatiformes; Dasyatidae. Gene Ontology annotation, cellular component: small-subunit processome; nucleolus; 90S preribosome. The record is from RefSeq and is a predicted model, not a curated record.
AAGCUGUCCCGGAGCCUGUUGGUCCUGGCCUUUACGCUGCGCUACCGUUUCCCGGAUGGUAGCAGCUGGAGUAGAUUGUGGUUGGGGUGACCCUUCGGGCCCUUCUUUCGCUCCUGUCUCUGUAAACGUCCUGAAUCAUGGGAGGUUCACAAUUACAGAUGCGCCGGGCUGCCCGCACCACUCUCUGCAGAGUCCUCGAUUGAGGGAGGUUCAGUUCCCGUACCAGGCAGUGAUCCAGCCAGUCAGUUGUGGCCCUGUCGAGUCCAUACCAAACUUCCUCAACUGUCUGAGCUGCCUUUUUCACCACACAGCCGGUGUGUACAGACCACGCGAGGUCCUCAGCCCCAGAUCCACUGAUGUCAAUGGGGGAGAGCCUGUUUCCAUUCCUCCCGCAGUCCACAACCAGCUCCUUCGUUUCUGCGACAUCGAGGGACAGGCCACCUCCUUAUCGUUCUCCCCAUAGUCCGCACUCCAAAAAUUAUUAUCUUACGUAGGUUAGUGAGGGAGUCGAAUUGAGCAGCAGGCCGCAGAGUCCGCGCUGUUACCAUGGAGACGCGGCUGAACAAACUUUAUUGUUCCUGUUCGCCGCGCGGGGCAGGUCGGGACAAGAUGGCGGUGCGGGAAACGGCGAGGAGCGGAGGCAAUGUGAGGAAGCGGUACUGGGAGGCCGAGGGGGAUGCAGGAACACAGGUCUCCCCCGCCAAGAGAGUCCGAGGAAAAGCAGCUGCCAACAACAAGCCACACAAACCCUGGAGAAGACCAGCCCACGGCCCGUCAGCUAUGUCAGGAACACAGGUCUCCCCCGCCAAGAGAGUCCGAGGAAAAGCAGCUGCCAACAACAAGCCACACAAACCCUGGAGAAGACCAGCCCACGGCCCGUCAGCUAUGUCAGGGCGGAAGGACCCUUUCCCAGGGCCAGCUCCCCUCCCUGAUGAAGCACUGGAGAAGUACAAGCGAGGAAAAGACGUCCAAAUGGGCGAACUGGCUGCCGGGAGGGCGAAAGGAGACCUCCAGAGUCUGCACAAGAAGUCCAAGUACGCUCAGAGACUGGCAGCACGCUUUGACCAGCUGCUGCCCGCCGAAGCAGGUUUCCUGGAGGCCGAUGAGGGAGAGGACACAUGCUUGAUCCGACAAGAGGAUAUCGCAGGUGCCGUGGAUAUCGCAAGCAGCUCAAAGCACUUCAAUCUCGACCUCACACAGUUUGGACCAUACAGAAUAAACUACACACGGAAUGGCAGGCACCUCGUGCUGGCUGGGCGCAGAGGACACGUGGCCGCGAUGGAUUGGCACAGCAAGCGGCUGCUGUGUGAGAUAAAUGUCAUGGAGCGUGUCAACGACAUCCGGUGGCUGCACACAGAGACGAUGUAUGCGGUGGCCCAGAAGAAGUGGCUGUACAUUUACGAUAACCAGGGUGUGGAGCUGCACUGUGUGAAGAAGUUCAACGACGUGCUGAGGAUGGAAUUUCUGCCCUAUCACUUCCUGCUGGCCACCUGUAGUGCCCGUGGGUUCCUGCAGUAUCUGGACAUUUCGGUGGGGAAGGAAGUGGUGGCUACCUGUACCAAGGCCGGACGGUUGGACGUUAUGGCUCAGAACCCUCACAACGCUAUCAUCCAUCUGGGACACCCGCAGGGUACAGUGACGCUGUGGAGCCCGAGUGUGAAGGAGCCGCUGGUGAAGGUGCUGUGUCACCGAGGCGCUGUGCGAGCCAUCGCUGUCGACAAGACUGGCACGUACAUGGCCACUUCGGGGCUGGACCAAAAGCUCAACAUCUUCGACCUCCGCACCUACCAAGCACUUCACUCGUACCUGCUGCCGACAGGGGCCAGUCACCUCACCUUCAGUCAGCGCAGCCUGCUGGGCCUUGCCUGCGGCAACACCGUGCACGUUUACAAAGACAUUCAGAACGUGGCCGUGCGGAGCCCCUACCUGAGCCACUCGGUCCGGCAGGCAGUGCACGGGCUGCAGUUCUGCCCCUACGAGGACGUGCUGGGCGUGGGCCACGGGCUCGGUUUCACCAGUGUGUUGGUACCAGGUGCCGGGGAGGCAAACUUCGACGGGCUGGAGUGUAACCCCUACCAGAGCAAGAAGCAGCGGCAGGAGUGGGAGGUGAAGGCCCUGCUUGAGAAGAUCCAACCGGAACUGAUCACCCUCGACCCCACGAAACUGGGGCAGGUCGAUGCUGUCUCCCUGGAGCAGAAACACCAGGACCGGGUGGAGCGGCUGGGCUUCGACCCAACGGAGAAAGUGAAGUUCGAGCCACGCCGGAGAGCAAAGGGCCGGAGUUCCAGCGGGCACGUGGAGCGAAGGAAGAAACUGGUGGCCCAGAGCCAGCAGCGGGAAGUGAUCCGGGAGAGCGUGGAACAGAAACAGAAGGCCCAGAGGGAUCGACAAGCGAGCGCUCGGAGAGAAUCUCGCCCGACUACAGCUCUGGACCGCUUCCGGAAAUAACCCCCUUGGAGAGCUCCCAGUGGAGCUGAGUGGGAUCUCCCCCGGGCGCAGCUGAUGGACUCAUUCCCACAGUCGCAGUGGCAUUGGUCAGCAAUAAACUUUUCUGUAAGGAAUGUUAGUUGUCUGACGUAUCAAACUGUGACAGGAGAUAUUCUGGAUUGAGUGGCGUGUAAUAAACUGGAUUUGAUUUUGGA